AUGUCCGAGUUACCACAAGAUUCAAGUUCAUCAAUUUCACCUCGAAAUUCGAUAUCCUCCAAAAAGGACGAUUCCAGUGAAAAUUCAGGAUCAGAAUAUGUUGAACCAUUGACCAAUCAUGAAGAAUCGGAAUCAAGACCACCACGUAGAUACUCAAUCACAUCAUUCAAUUCCCAAAGGAGUUCAGGAUCACUUUCAAGAUUGUCAAAUUUAACUGGUAUUUCCCAAGUGUCGUCUGUGAUUAGUGCCAUUCGUGAUGAUAGGUUAUUAGAUGCUGAUGAGGAAACACGGGCAAGAUACGCAGAACGUGGUCGCGCUGCUUCCAUCUUAUCAGCAGAAUUAGACAAGGCCACCAUACGUAGCUUAAAAAAGAGAAAGUCAAGGGAACUGCUUGAAGCUGGUGCCCCACCUAGUGCUGAGGUUUUAGAAGAAAUAGAAAAAGUCGAAGAAGAAGAAGAAAUAGAAGAAGAAGGUCUUCCACCUCAGGAUAAAGGGUUUGCAUGGUUCGUUGCCUUUUGUUCCAUGUUGGCUGCAUUCAGUACUUGGGGUGCCAAUGCUGGGUACGGUGUUUUCCUUGGAUUUUAUUUAAACAAUAAUGUGUUCCCGGGAGCUACCAAGUAUGAUUUUGCCUUGAUUGGAAGUCUUGUUAAAUUCUUGGGCCAUUCAUUAUCAGCCGUGGCUGCCCUUAUUCUUAAAGUCCUUGGGUUUAGACUUACCCUUUUUGUGGCUAUCAUUUUACAAACAUUGGGAUAUAUGCUUGGGUCAUUUGCCACCAAGAUUUGGCAACUUUAUUUGACCCAGGGUUUGCUUGUGGGGCUUGGGUUUGUCCUUGUAUACAUCCCGGCUUCAUUGGUGCUUCCUGAAUGGUUUAAAACUAGAAGAGCUACUGCAUUUGGUAUUUGUGUUUCCGGUACUGGAUUAGGAGGUGUGGUGUUUGCCCUUUCCAUUAAUAAAGUCAUUGAGGAUACAGGUGGGUUUAGAUGGGCUCUUAGAAUGGUGGGGUUUGUUGUGUUGGUCGCAACUAUCAUUUGUGCCUUUGGUAUGAAACAUAGACGCAAGCAAAAAAUCACCUUGAAAGAAUCAUUAUCGGCAACAUUCAUUAAAGAUACCGUCAAGAUUGUGUUUGACUUUAGAGUUUUCAACAAUGUCGGAUUGAUUUUCCUUGUUUUAUGGUAUGCUAUUUCACUUAUGGGUUACACAUUGAUGAUCUUCUCCUUGUCUUCAUAUGCUAUUCUGGUUGGGUUAACCCCACACCAAGGGUCAAGUCUUACUGCCAUCCUUAAUGGAUUCCAAGUUGUUGGUCGUCCUUUGAUCGGGGCCGUGGCAGAUAGAAUUGGUCGUGCCAACACAGCUGCAAUUGUCGGUGGUAUAAGUACAAUUUUGAUGUAUGCAUUCUGGAUUAAUGCUUCCAGUUACGGCUCCUUGAUUGCAUUCAGUGUUUUAUCUGGGAUGAUUAUUGGGUUUGGUACUUGUUUAUCACAACCAUUAUGCGCUGAUAUUCUCGAAGACCAUUUAGAAUUGUUACCUGCUGGUUGGUCAGGUUUGAACAUGUUUGUGUCCCCAGCCGUGCUUGUCACUCAAGUGAUUGCUUUAUCGUUAGUUAGAGAAAAUAACGCUAGACCAUACUUGAACACACAAAUCUUUGCUGGUGCCGGAUUCUUAGCAUGUGUCUUUUUAAUUUUCCCCGUUCGGGAACACUUGAUUUCCAACGUGUUAAAGAAGAGACUUGCUGCUGCCCAACAGCAAUUGAAAGAUAUCAGACCAACCACGGCUGCUGGUUAUUUAAAGGCCAGUGCCUUUGAAGAGAGCGAUAAGUUGUUGGAAGAGGAAAUACUACGUGAUAGAAUCGAAAGAUAUAAUCGUUUGUUGGAAAGAAACGUUCUGGCAUACCUCAUGAGAAUGGUGUACCCAAUCAGAGUCUAG
Molecule: messenger RNA, 1923 nt
Organism: Spathaspora passalidarum NRRL Y-27907
Lineage: Eukaryota; Fungi; Ascomycota; Pichiomycetes; Serinales; Debaryomycetaceae
Product: MCT family MFS transporter
Exons: 1
Coding region: 1-1923 (640 amino acids)
Biological process (GO): transmembrane transport
Molecular function (GO): transmembrane transporter activity
Source: RefSeq, a predicted model, not a curated record